Molecule: messenger RNA, 5885 nt
Organism: Ochotona princeps (American pika)
Lineage: Eukaryota; Metazoa; Chordata; Mammalia; Lagomorpha; Ochotonidae
Gene: MYH15
Product: myosin heavy chain 15
Exons: 41
Coding region: 1-5784 (1927 amino acids)
Cellular component (GO): myosin complex
Molecular function (GO): cytoskeletal motor activity; actin filament binding; ATP binding
Source: RefSeq, a predicted model, not a curated record
AUGGAUGUGGCAGAGCUUGGAGAAGCUGCAGCCUUCCUCAGACGGAGUGAGACUGAAUUGCCUCUCUUUGAUGGUAAGCCUUGGGACAAGAAGAAGAAAUGCUGGGUUAAUGAAGGCCAAAAUAAAUAUAUUGAGGCUGAGAUUAAAGGGAGUGAAGAUGAUGGGACAAUAAUGGUUGAGACUUCAGAUGGAAAGAUUCUGUGUGUCACAGAGGAUAAAAUCCAGCAGCGGAAUCCUCCGGAGUUUGACAUGAUUGAAGAUGUGGCACUGCUGGCUCACCUCAAUGAAGCCUCUGUGCUGCACACGCUGAAGAGGCGCUAUGACCACUGGAUGAUCUAUACAUAUUCAGGUCUCUUCUGCGUGACCGUAAAUCCUUACAAGCACCUCCCAUUAUAUCAGAAAGAAGUAGUGGUUGCCUACAAAGGAAAGAGGCGAUCACAGGCUCCCCCUCACAUCUUUGCUGUUGCUGAUAAUGCCUUCCAGGAUAUGCUGCACAAGGGAGAGAAUCAGUCUAUACUCUUCACAGGAGAAUCUGGUUCUGGAAAGACUGUGAACACCAAUCAUAUUAUCCGGUAUUUUGCUACCAUAGCAGCAAUGAGAGAAUCAAGGAAAAUGGUGGGGACUUUAGAGAAUCAGCUCAUGCAAGCAAAUCCUAUAUUAGAAGCAUUUGGAAAUGCCAAAACUCUGAGAAAUGACAACUCCUCUCGUUUUGGAAAAUUCAUCAGAAUACACUUCAGUGCCAACGGUAUGCUUUCUUCUGCAGACGUUGAGAUCUAUUUACUUGAAAAAUCUCGAGUGAUUUUCCAGCAGGCUGGGGAAAGGAACUACCACAUAUUCUAUCUAAUUCUGUCUGGAAAGAAAGAACUUCAUGACAUGCUCCUGGUGUCUGGGAAUCCCUCUGACUUUCACUUUUGCUCCUGUGGAGAAAUUGCUGUGGAAAACUUGAAUGAAAUCGAAGAACUGCUGGCUACAGAACAAGCCUUGGAUAGCUUAGGCUUUCUUCCUGAUGAGAAGUAUGCGUGUUAUAAACUCACUGGAGCCAUCCUGCACCUUGGAAACAUGAAAUUUAAACAGAAACCCAGAGAGGAGCAUCCAGAAGCAGAUGGCACAGAAAGUGCUGACAAAGCUGCUUUCCUCAUGGGCAUUAACUCCUCUGAGUUGGUGAAGGGCUUGACUCAUCCUAGGAUAAAAGUUGGUAAUGAGUAUGUUACCAGAAGUCAAACUGUAGAACAAGUAAUCUCUGCUGUUGGUGCCCUGUCCAAGUCAAUAUAUGAAAGGAUGUUUAAGUGGCUGGUGGCACGUGUCAACAGAGCCCUGGAUAGCAAGUUGUCAAGGCAGUUCUUCAUUGGCAUCCUUGAUGUCACUGGUUUUGAAAUCCUCGAUUAUAAUACCCUUGAGCAACUUUGCAUUAAUUUUACUAAUGAAAAGUUACAACAAUUCUUCAAUCAGUACAUGUUUACUUUGGAGCAAGAAGAAUAUGAGAAAGAAGGCAUUGACUGGGUGUCUAUUGAUUUUGGUCUGGAUUUGCAAGCCUGCAUAGAUUUUAUUGAGAAGCCAACAGGCAUCUUCUCCAUUCUUGAAGAGGAAUGCAUGUUUCCUAAGGCUACUGACAUGACUUUCAUAAACAGACUCUUUGACAACCAUUUUGGAAAGUCUGUUUAUCUCCAUAAGCCCAAGCCCAAUAAAAGGAAGCAAUAUGAAGUUCACUUUGAAGUUGUCCAUUACGCUGCGACGGUACCUUAUAACAUCAGUGGUUGGCUUGAAAAGAACAAAGACCUUCUUAAUGAAACAGUGGUGGCUGUAUUUCAGAAGUCUUCCAACAGAGUCCUGGCGAGUCUUUUUGAAAAUUACAUCAGUAGUGACAGUGCAUUACAGUGUGGGGAGAAGAGAUACAAGAAAGGAGCUUCAUUCCAAACAGUUGCAUCUCUGCAUAAAAAAAACUUGAAUAAAUUGAUGACUAAUCUGAAAUCAACAGUGCCUCACUUUGUAAGAUGUAUAAAACCCAACACGAACAAAACACCAGGUGUAAUGGACUCAUACUUGGUUCUGCAACAGCUGCACUGUAACGGUGUCUUGGAAGGGAUUAGAAUAUACCGUGAAGGUUUUCCAUACCGUCUGUUGUAUGCUGAUUUUCAACAAAGGUACUGCAUUCUGAACCCAAGGACUUGUCUAAAGAGCAAGUUUGUAAAUAGUAAGAAAGUUACUGAAGAACUGCUUGGCUCCCUGGAUAUACACCCAACCCAGUAUCAAUUUGGAAUCACUAAGGUGUUUUUAAGAGCUCGCAUUCUAGAUCAACUGGAAGAAAUGAGAGAUGAGAGACUAUCUAAAUUCUUCACAUUGUUUCAAGCCAGAGCAAGAGGCAAACUGAUGCGAAUCAGAUAUCAGAAUAUUCUGGAAAAAAGGAAUGCACUUCUUUUGAUCCAGUGGAACAUAAGAACUUUCAUGGCUGUGAAGAACUGUCCCUGGAUGAGACUCUUCUUUAAGAUUAAACCUCUCGUUAAGUGCAUGGGAGUGGGAGAUAAGAUAGCCAGACUGAAAGAGGAGUGUGUGCAACUGCGGAAAACCUUGGAAAAAACAGAAUCCCAGAGGCAGGAACUGAAAACGAAUCAAGCCUCCCUCAUUCAGGAGAAGAAUGACUUACUUCUUCAGCUGCAGGCUGAACAGGAAACCCUGGCAAACGUUGAAGAACAGUGUGAAUGUCUGAUUAAAUCCAAGAUCCAGCUGGAAGAAAGAAUCAAGGAGUUGUCUGAGCGGGUUGAGAAAGAAGAGGAGAUAAAUUCUGAACUCAGUGCCAGGGAAAGAAAACUGGAAGAUGAAAGUUUUGAGUUGAAGAAAGAAAUUGAUGACCUGGAAACAAUAUUGGCCAAGUCGGAGAAGGACAGGCAUGUUACAGAGCACAAGGUCAAGAACCUGACCGAGGAGGUAGAAUCUCUAAAUGAAAAGAUCAUCAGCCUUAACAAAGCCAACAAGUCAGUUCAGGAGGCCCACCAGCAGACACUGGACUACCUGCACACAGAAGAGGAGCGAGUCCGAAACCUGAACAAAGCCCAUUUAAAAAUGGAGCAGCAAGUUCGUGAGGUUGAGGAUGCCCUUGAGCGUGAGAGAAAAGUGAGAAUGGACUGUGAGAAGAAGCAGCACAAACUGGAGUGUGAUUUAAAGUUGAGCCAGGAAAACGCAGAGCACCUGGAGAGCAGCCAGCUGCGGCUAUCAGAGCAGCUGAGGAAGAAAAAUUUAGAAAUGAGUCAAAUGAAUUCAAGGAUGGAAAAUGAGAGAAGCCUCAUAGUUCAACUUCAGAAGACGGUUAAAGAGCUUCAGACUCAGGUCCAGGAUUUAAAAGAGGAACUGGAAACAGAAAGGACAACUAGAGCCAAGGUGGAAAGAGAAAGAGCUGAUCUCACUCAAGACCUGCAAGAUCUGAAUGAGAGGCUGCAAGAGGCGGGAGGAGCCAGUUUGGCUCAACUGGAAAUAACUAAGAAACAGGAAACGAAAUUCCAGAAGCUUCAUCGUGACAUGGAAGAGGCUACCUUACAAUUUGAAGCAACUUGUAAUUCUUUAAAGAAGAGACAUGCAGAGAGCCUGGCUGAGGUCAAGGGUCAAGUAGAAAAUCUGCAGCAAAUCAAGCAGAAUCUGGAAAAAGAUAAUAGUAGUCUUCAGUUACAAGUGGAUGACCUCCUGACUCAUGUUGAGCAGUUGACCAGAGCAAAGGCUAAUGCUGAGAAACUCUGUGGUCAGUAUGAAGAACGCUUGAAUGAAGCAAAUGCAAAACUGGAUGAAGUGACUCAGUUGGCAAAUGAGCAGACAGCACAGAAGACGAAGCUACGGAAUGAGCGUGGUGAGUGGCUGAAAAGGCUGGAAGACAAUGAGACUUUGAUAAACCAACUUUCUAUGGACAAGAGCAAGCUUACUCGUCAGAUUGAAGAACUGAGAGGGCAAUUAGAGGAGGAGAAAAACACACAGAGUGCCCUGGCUAAUGCCCUACAGUCAGCAAAACGAGACUGCGAUCUUCUGCGAGAGCAGUAUGAGGAAGAACAAGAGAUGAAGGCUGAGCUCCACAGGGCCCUAACGAAAGGCAAUGCUGAAAUGGUGCAAUGGAGAAUGAAAUACGAACACGAUGCAGUUCAGAGAACUGAAGACUUGGAGGAUGCCAAGAAGAAGCUGGCGGUUCGGUUGCAGGAAGCUGCUGAAGCCAUGCAGGUGGCCAAUGCUAGAAACGCCUCCCUGGAGAGGGCAAGACACCAACUGCAGCUGGAGCUGGAGGAUGCCCUGUCUGACCUGGAAAAGGCCCGCUCUGCAGCAGCCGUGUUGGACCAGAAACAGCUGCGCUCCGACAAGGCCCUGGCUGACUGGAAGCAGCAGCAGGAGGAGUGUUGGGCAUUGCUGGAUGCCUCCCAGAAGGAGGGCUGUGCUCUCAGCACUGAGCUGCUCCAGCUCAAGCAUGCCUAUGAGGAGAGCACCAUGAGCCAGGAGACACUCAGCAGGGAGAACAAGAUCCUCCAAGAAGAGAUAUCUAAUCUGACAAACCAGGUUAGAGAAAGAACCAAGAACUUAAUUGAAAUGGAAAAGGUCAAGAAGCUGAUUGAAAAAGAGAAGACUGACGUCCAGGUGACACUGGAAGAAGCAGAGGGAGUUCUGGAAAGGAAUGAAAGCAAGAUUCUUCAUUUUCAGCUAGAACGUUUGGAAACUAAAGCAGAAUUUGAAAGAAAGCUUUCUGAGAAAGAUGAAGAAGUAGAAACUUUGAGGAAAAAACAGCAGUGUGCUAUUGACUCCCUGCAGUCAAGUCUGGAUUCUGAGACUAGGGGCCGCAUUGAAGCUGUGAGGUUGAAAAAGAAGAUGGAAGCAGACCUCAAUGAGAUGGAACUCCAGCUUCGUGGUGCCAACCGGCAGGUGUCACAAACAACCAAGUCUCUGGGCAAGCUUCAGAGUGAAAUGAAGGACCUUCAGCUGCAGCUGGACAACAGCACACUUGUAAGCAGUGAUCUGAAAGAGCAGGUGGCUGUGGCUGAGCAGCGCAACUCUCUUCUACAGUCUCAACUAGAGGAACUAAGGUUUUUACAGGAGCAGAGUGAGCGUGCGCGCAAGGUUGCAGAAGAAGAGCUCCUGGAAACCACAGAAAGACUCAACCUAUUCCAUACCCAGAAUACAAGCCUCCUCAACCAGAAGAAGAAACUAGAGGCUGAUAUUGCCCAGAUGCAGAAAGAAACCCAAGAGGCAAGGCAGGGACAACAAAUUGCAGAAGAGAAGGUCACACAAGCAGCCACUGAGGCAGCAAACAUGUCAGAAGAAUUGAAGAAGGAGCAAAACACCAAUGCACACUUGCAGAGGAUGAGGAAGAACAUGGAGCAAACAAUUAAGGACUUACAAGAAAGACUGAAUGAAGCAGAACGCACUUCCCUGACAGAAAGUAGAAAGCAAAUCCAGAAACUGGAAUCCAGGGUGCGUGAACUGGAAGGUGAACUGGAAGGUGAAGUUCGCCGCAGUGCAGAGGCCCAGAGGGGAGCCCGCAGAUUGGAGCGAUGCGUCAAAGAGUUGACCUAUCAGGCAGAGGAAGACAAGAAGAAUCUGAGCAGGAUGCAGACUCUGAUGGAUAAACUUCAGCUGAAAGCUCAAAGUUACAAGCAGCAAAUGGAGGCAGCGGAAUCACAAGUCAAUCAAUAUCUUUCCAAGUAUAAGAAGCAACAGCAUGAACUGAACGAAGCAAAGGAAAGGGCAGAGAUAGCAGAAUCUCAAGUUAAUAAGCUCAAGAUUAAAGCCAAAGAGCUUGGAAAAAAGGUUCAUGAGGAAUAAGCAGAUCCUGCUUACAAAGGACAAUGGCUGCAGAAGUUGAAGGAGGCUGUCAUUUUAUGGCUAACAAUCUUUGUAUCACUUGAAACAGACAAAAAGUUUGU